Molecule: messenger RNA, 1311 nt
Organism: Kwoniella botswanensis
Lineage: Eukaryota; Fungi; Basidiomycota; Tremellomycetes; Tremellales; Cryptococcaceae
Exons: 6
Coding region: 1-1311 (436 amino acids)
Biological process (GO): monosaccharide transmembrane transport
Cellular component (GO): membrane
Molecular function (GO): hexose transmembrane transporter activity
Source: RefSeq, a predicted model, not a curated record
AUGUCAAUGCGAACUGCGCUCACAGCUGGAUGGGCUGCUCUGCACACAGCACAAUAUGGUUUCGCUAUCAGUAGUCUCAACGGUGUACAAGGCCCUCUUACAUGUGGAGGUGCGGGCGGGAUCACACCUCAUCUAGUCGAUUCGAAAGGCCUCAAGGACUGCAUACAGAUGAGUCCUGGAGCUUUCGGUCUGGUAACCUCUAUCUUCACUCUGGGUGGUUUACUGGGAUCUCUCGCUGCGACAAAUAUCAAUCAUCACUUGGGUCGGAUCGGAACACUUCGUUUAUCGGCAUUACACAUCUUGGUAGGGUCUCUGAUAGUGGGGUUAGCCAAUUCAAUGGGAGUGAUGAUUGCUGGCCGGGUAAUCAUCGGUAUGGGAUGCGGCUUGGCUACCGUCACCGUUCCCUUGGUUCUCUCCGAAGUCGCUCCGCCGUCCAUCAAGAGAGCCUUGGGGAUAAUGAACCAGAUUUUCAUCGUACUUGGAAUGUUGACCGCUCAAAGUCUUUCCUUCCCCUUCGCCAAACCAUUCACUUGGAGAUAUGUCCUCACGGUGUCUUUCGGAUUGGCGAUAAUACAACUAUUAGGUAGUCUGCUUAUCCGGGAGCCUACCAAGGGCCAGUACACUGGGAGAGAUGAAGAGAGUGACGAGGAGACUAGCUUGUUGCCUUCAGACAAUGAGAAGCCGUUGUCAAUCAAAGAUUUGGUGUUGUCAAAGGACCCUUUGGUCACCCGAGGCUUAAUGGUCGUUCUCGUUACUCAGCUAUCCCAGCAAUUUUGUGGAGUCUCACCAGUCAUGUACUUUUCUACUCGAAUUCUCACACCGGUGUUCCAAUCGAAUUCCCGACUUAUCGCUCUUUUCAUCAUACUCACCAAAGUACCCAUCACCAUACUCCCGGCAUUCCUCAUCGAGCGCCUCGGUACACGUCGUCUUCUCCUUAUUCCGACCCUAUUCAUGUCCAUCGCGGCUGUGCUCCUAGCCUUCGGAAUUAACUACGAUGCUCAAGCUCUAUCUGUCAUUGGAGUCUUCUCCUUCGUGAUGGCCUUUUCCGUUGGACUUGGUCCCGUCACAUGGGUGGUCCUUCCCGAAGUGAUGCCUGAACAUGCUGUCACUGCCGCAGGAAGUAUCGGUCUUGCACUGAACUGGACACUCAAUUUCUGCAUGGGAGCGGUGUUCUUACCUUUGCAACGAUGGAUGAGUGGAGGAAGAGACGAUGAAGAAGGAAAUGUCUUUUUCGUGCUCGCUGCCACUUGUUUGGGAGCUGUUCUAGCUAUGAGAAUAGCUUUCAAAGCUCAAGAACGAGUUGCCAUAUAA